Exophiala viscosa is the source of this 1649-nucleotide messenger RNA. RefSeq names its product WD40-repeat-containing domain protein. The coding region runs from base 212 to 1510 and encodes 432 amino acids. Gene Ontology annotation, biological process: cellular response to amino acid starvation; positive regulation of TORC1 signaling. Gene Ontology annotation, cellular component: Seh1-associated complex; nuclear pore outer ring. The transcript has 2 exons. Lineage: Eukaryota; Fungi; Ascomycota; Eurotiomycetes; Chaetothyriales; Herpotrichiellaceae. The record is from RefSeq and is a predicted model, not a curated record. Gene Ontology annotation, molecular function: structural molecule activity; protein binding.
CCUCUUCGAUCAAUGUCUCUACAAGAAUCGUUCUAAAGCACGGGAAAAGACUGCUCGUUCCCCUCGAAUUAUCUUCAGUUCGGUCUUCGAUAUAAGUUUAUACCUAGGUAACCUCUUUUCAUGGCGGGACCCGACUCCCACGAGCCUCGAAAGACGAGGUGAAUCCUCAGUCUAGCACAUUCACCACCAGCUCCCCAGAAGAUCUUCCAGUAUGGGCAAGGCGGAGGAAUUCGAGACUGGCCAUCAUGACCGUGUCACUGUCCUGCACACCAACUUCAAUGGCACAAGAAUCCUCACAGCAUCAAUCGACCACCGAAUAAAAGUCUGGCAGCGUGACCCUAAGACUGGCGAGCGUACAUUACUCGACACUUUCACCGCUCACGACGCCGACAUACGCGAUGCGAAAUUCCUCCACCCAACAACAGGCUCCCACAUAGCCAGCAUAGGCAACGACCUCAAAUUCCACCUCUGGACCGAAGACGUCUCCCAAGCCCCCAACACAGGCCGUCGCUUCCGGCGCAUCGCCACCAUCCAAUCCACCCCCCGCAUCCCCUUUGUGUCCAUGGAUCUCAAGACCGUUGACAACAUCUACACGACAUUGGCCCUAAUCGACCGCCAAGGCCUGCUGAGCAUCUACGAACCCAACGCGCCCGACGACUUCAAAGACUGGACAUUAAUCGACAUCUUCAACGUCUGCGGUUCCACCAAUCCUCCCGGCCGAGGCGACGAAACCAGCUUCAAAGUUCGCUUCGACCAAAACCCGACGCCGCUAGCGUACAUCAACAGCUUAAGCGACGACCGGAGCCAACUAAGCCUCGUGGUCUCCGUGCUCCACGAGGUCAAAAUCUACCGUUCAGUCGUCGGUGGCGGCGACUACAUGUCCAGCGACGGCGCGAGCCACCGCCUCAUGUUCUACGAGGCCGCUAAGAUCCCGCGCCAUCCAGCACUUGUGCGAGACGUACAGUGGGCGCCGUUCAGCGUGCGUGGCACAGACCGUAUAGCGACGGCGUGUAAAGACGGCGCCGUAAGGAUCUUUGAACUUGCAGUUGCACCGGCGCCGAACAUCCCCGACAGUACAGGCGGAGCGACGACAGCCAGAAAUACUGUCCCGCAGCGACAGCAACAGCAGCAACAACAGUCCAGCCUAACGUCCGGUCUGACUGGUCGAACAAACACAAACACAAGCACGAAUACAUCAGCUGCAACGACAGCACAGCCACCGCCAUCCACACCCUCGCGAGCCGCCCGUACGGGCCACGCAUUCCCUUUUGUCACGACGAUACAGUCGACGAGCAGCUUACCCCACGCCCACACAGAUGCAUGGUCGCUCUCUUUUGACGGCCAAGGCCAAGUCCUGAUGAGCAAUGGCUCGGAUGGCGUGACCAAGCUUUGGCGCAAAAGCGUCCUGGGCGGACAGUGGUUAGUUUUCGCCGGACAGGAAGUCCUUGAUGCCGGCGAAGAGACGGAUGGUGAUGAGAUGGAUGAUGAGCGCGGUGGUGAUAGUGAUUGAACCAUCAGUGACGUAGUACUUGAUGCGGUCUGAGCAGGGCACGAGUAAUGUGCAAGGCACACCACCCCUCAUGAUAUAAAGCCCUGUCGCAUAGCCAGCCGAGACGGCCACACGAAAUAUAGAAGAAUUGAGUAAUCGA